CGCGGCCAGGCCGCGGCCUGCGUCCUAAAGCGGCGUGCAGCCGGGUCCAACACUUCAGUUUUUGAGACUCUGCGCGAUUUAAUGGUGCGCUGAGUUUUCUCCAUAAGGAGAUGGUUUAGAAAAGAUGUACUAAAUUUAUGAGACAAACUUGUGCUGAUCCAGAAGCCCUGGUGCAGUGCACAAGCCGCGUGCAGCCAGCAGCAGCACUGACCAGCAUCCAGGACUCUGCUGUCGGAGCGACACAACAGAAGUGAGUGCCUGAGGGGGCUUCACAUGCCUGGAGGAGAAAUACUCUUCUUGAUUCCUGCAUCCAAAAUUGAAAUCUACCACUGAAGUCAAUAUAAAAGAAAUGAUAAAAUUUUUUCUUAUGGUUAACAAACAAGGUCAAACAAGACUGUCCAGGUAUUAUGAGCAUGUAGAAAUUAAUAAACGGGCAAUACUGGAAGCUGAAGUAAUCAAAAACUGUCUCUCCCGUUCAAAGGAUGAGUGCUCUUUCAUUGAGUAUAAGGAUUUCAAGCUGGUGUACCGACAGUAUGCAGCUCUUUUCAUAGUUGUUGGCAUCGACCAGACAGAGAAUGAGAUGGCAGUAUAUGAACUAAUUCAUAAUUUUGUGGAAGUUUUGGACAAAUACUUCAGCAGAGUGAGUGAAUUAGAUAUCAUGUUCAAUUUGGACAGAGUGCACAUCAUUUUGGAUGAAAUGGUGCUAAAUGGUUGCAUCGUGGAAACGAACCGGAACAGAAUUCUUGCCCCUCUGUUUGUGCUUGACAAAGUGGCAGAAGGCUAGGCAAAUGCAAGAGUGACUAAGGUGUUUUACAAAAGAUGGCAAAAGCAUCAAUAAUGUGCCUAUAGCAGUUUUCUGCUGUUGUAAGACUGACUCACACAACAUUCAAAUUAGUCGGAAAAUAUUUUCCAUUUCUCUUAUAUGUGUACCCAAUGGGAAAGAUACAGCUAAACAUGUGGAUGCAUUCAGAUGUAGCUUCACUGAUCCAGCAGAAACAUUCCUAGAAUGGUCAAUAAUUUUAAAACAUUUUGAGGAUGAAGAAAUGGAAACUUACCAUGACUGACUAGGUACCACUUUGAAUUAUGUAGUAUCAUGCCAGACCUAGAAGAUAUAAAACAUAGAAAUAUAAAUUCAAACUGAGUUUCAGUCCUUCCCUUAACCACCACCUUGAUUUAUUUUCAUACAAAUUUACAGUUAAUAAUAGUUCUGUGACUUUUAUGCCCACUUUUUAACUAUAGUCAUCCUUCAUGAAAAAGCUGUUUUUUCAUCAAAAAAAUGUUUCCCUCCCUUUGCAAUGCAAGUCAUGGACACAAAAAGAAAAGUACAGAUGUAUUAAGUAUUUCUGCAUACUUUGCAAGUUGUAACUGGAAUAAUUUAGCACUUAAAUAUUAUAUUAAUAAAAUAUAAUUAAAAUCAGAAUUUUAAUGCUCUUUUGUCAUGUUUGCUUCAUAAAUUACACAAAAUCUUUUCUUAUUUUGGCACCCCAGUGUAUUUUUUUUCUCUUGUAUACACUAUCUAUGCAUAAAAAUUAAAACUUUUACAGAAGAUGAGUAAUAGAUAUGCAAGUUCUCAGGACCAGGUAGGAAUGGAAUGAAGUCUCCCUUCUUGAGCAGGAAGCCGUAGCUAUGCUAAGUUGCAUUCCCAGGCAUCCAGCGUGCUGAUUCACACUGCACAUGGCUCUGUAAGUCAGGGGACAGUUGGUAAUCUCAGCUCACUUCCACUUACCUUUCUAGAACUUGUAUCUGCAUCCUUCUUAACCUUCAGCCCAACCCUACAUAUAACCUGAUACUGAACAACCAUAUUUUGUGUGAAAGGACACACUGGCCACAUCAGUGCCACUUAGAAACCAUGGUCUAAGGAGCAAAGAGUGUGGUGUGCAAGAAUAAUCCACAGGGCUUUCACACAGUAACACGCUUAUCAAAACAAGAUGAUGUUGGGACUGGUGUAGAGUUGCAUAAACCUGGACACAGGUGUUUGUCUGAAGCACAACAGGUACAGAAGUGGGCAGGAUGGUGGAUAUUCCUCUCCAAUUCUGCAUAGGGAAAAUCCAAAAGACAAUGCUGUAAAGUCCUACAAACAAUGCUAUGAAAAGAAAUCUGGCACCAACCUGAUGUGCAUGUGCAAGGCAGAGUCUUUUGGCAAGCUCCUCUCAGUAGUAGCCUAAGAAACGGUUGUUACCAAAGAUGACUGGCACAAAGCAAAACUUAUUACACAAAUUCAACAAUAGCCUUUUCAUUUUUUUUUCCUGGUAUCAACACUACAUAAAAAUCUUUAAAACCACAGUGUCAUCUUGCUUUAUCUUACUGUACGCCACUUUUUUUCCAAUAAAUAUCAAGUGCUAACACCAAGGCAGCCCAUCCAUCUCCUCUAAAGCUGAAUCAGCUGUAUCAUCUGACCCAGAUUUUAUUCCAGUAUAAUGAAGAACUAUAGUCUCAGGUCACAUGGGCUCACUGAAGAGCACCAAAACCUGCUACAUGCAGUACUCGUCACUGCCAGACUUAUUCCUAAGAAAUUCCACUUACUGUGAAAAGAUUUGAACACAGAGAUGAAUUUGUGAGGUCAGUAGUUCUCUUAUGUAGUUCUUUGAAACCUUCAUAAAAUACGGCACAUUGUUCAGAACAUGUACAGAGAUUUAGAAAGUACUAAUGAAGUAUUCAGAAGAGACAUUUUUAUAUGUUGCAAACAUUUUAAUGAUUACUUUUGAGCUUACACAUUGGGUGCUUUUUUUUUAAACUUCAAACUGCAACAAGUUAAAUAAAUGUUUAUAAUAUACAAAGAAAAUACAACCGAAAGUAAAACUUGCUUUAAGUGUGCCUUGCACUAGGAACCAGUGUUUUUUAAUAGCUUUAUUGUUGAGCUGCACAAACACACUUAAGGAUUUGAUCUUUAUAGCAGGGCAUUUGAGAAAUCAAAAUAUAUUCCCACUUGAAAGAAAAAGAAGAAAAAAAAACCGGUUGUGCAUGAUUAUACGCAAAAACCCACUAAAAUACUCCAAUAGUGCAG
Poecile atricapillus (Black-capped chickadee) is the source of this 3004-nucleotide messenger RNA. RefSeq names its product adaptor related protein complex 4 subunit sigma 1 (gene AP4S1). Gene Ontology annotation, cellular component: intracellular membrane-bounded organelle. Gene Ontology annotation, biological process: vesicle-mediated transport; protein transport. Lineage: Eukaryota; Metazoa; Chordata; Aves; Passeriformes; Paridae. The record is from RefSeq and is a predicted model, not a curated record. Bases 350 to 784 code for a protein of 144 amino acids. The transcript has 7 exons.